Penicilliopsis zonata CBS 506.65 is the source of this 1359-nucleotide messenger RNA. RefSeq lists its product as hypothetical. The record is from RefSeq and is a predicted model, not a curated record. The coding region runs from base 1 to 1359 and encodes 452 amino acids. The transcript has 2 exons. NCBI's taxonomy places the organism in Eukaryota, Fungi, Ascomycota, Eurotiomycetes, Eurotiales, Aspergillaceae.
AUGGUCUUGACACGGCUGAUAGCCGUCGCCUUUUGGGUGACUAUGGUCUCGGCCUAUCUUGUCACCCCCCCUGGGAGUGUCUUUCCAGGGGCAGACUCCGACUGCAGCGGUUGGGUCGAGGCGACUUCGGGCUUGACCUGUGCAGAGGUUGAGGCCGUGGAGGGCAUCACAGCGGCAGAAUUUGAGGCCUGGAAUCCUCUCAUCCUCGAAGUGUAUAGCACCUGUGAGCUUGAAACGGGCUUUUAUUAUUGCAUUCAAGUUGACUUUGACUCUACUUCUGCUUCUUCUUCUUCUACUUCUACGUCUACGUCUACUUCUUCUUCUUCUUCUACAUCCAUUUCGGUAACAAUCACAGGCGAUGGAGUUACCACUCCAUCCCCCAUUCAAACCGGCAUGAUCUCCACCUGUGACGACUUUUACCUGGUGGUCUCAGGCGAUGAAUGUGGCACUAUCGCAGCUGAUGCGGGCAUUUCCCUGGCCACAUUCUACGCGUGGAACCCUGCCGUGGGCACCUCUUGUGCAUAUCUUGAUGUUGGGGAUUAUGUCUGUAUUGGCGUUCUGGGAGGCACAACAGCUUCCCCCACUACUGGAUCUGUGACAUCUACCACCACUGGGGAUGGGAUCAGCACUCCAUCCCCGAUUCAAACCGGCAUGGUAUCGACCUGCGAUGAGUUCCAUCUGGUGGUUUCGGGUGAUGACUGUGCGACCAUUGCGGCCGACGCUGGCAUCUCCCUCGACACCUUUUAUGCGUGGAACCCUGCGGUAGGCACGUCUUGUGCCUAUCUGGACCUUGGCGACUAUGUCUGUAUUGACAUCAUCGGUUAUACACCCACAACAACGCCUGCAAUCACCAGCGCCCCUUCCACGACUACCACUUCCUCCGGGGAUGGGAUUAGCACCCCAUCGCCCAUCCAGACCGGCAUCGUGUCGACCUGCAAUGAAUUCUACCUAGUCGUCUCCGGUGACAACUGUGCGACCAUCGCCGCCGACGCCGGUAUCUCUCUGGCAACCUUCUACGCCUGGAACCCUGCAGUGGGCACCUCCUGUGCCAGUCUUGAUGUAGGCGAUUACGUCUGUAUCGACAUCAUCGGGUAUACACCCACAGCGACAACCACCUUGGCGACCACGACCACGACCUCGACCUCGACAGGGAAUGGGGUGACAACUCCAACCCCAUACGAGCCCGAUAUGGUCACAGACUGCGACGUGUUCUACCUUGUCAGCUCGGGCGAUACGUGCGCGUCCAUUGCCGAAGCCGAGGGCGUCACAACAGCAGAGAUUGAGGACUGGAAUCCCACGGUUGGCACAGAUUGCACGGAUCUGUGGUUAGACUAUUAUAUCUGUGUUGGUAUCCUGUAG